CGACACCUGGUAUCUUAAAGAGUUCGUAAGUGCUAAAUACAGGCCCACCAUGCAUCAAUACAAACACGUCUCUAUAUUUUAUAUUCAGUACCUUAAAAGCAGCUGCACUCAUAAGUGUGCUUUUACCCCAGCCAAACAAAUCCUAAGGAAUCGGAAAAAAAAAAAAAAAAAAAACUGGUGGGAAGAAACCUGGAGAAUUCAUGUCAACUACUAGUGCUAAGAAUAGCAACAAAAACAACAAAAGAAGAUUUAGCGACGAACAAAUCCAGUCACUGGAAACCACGUUCGGGACAGAGUCGAGGCCGGAGCUCCGACUGAAACAUCACCUAGCUGACAAACUAGGCCUUCAGCCUCGACAGAUUGCCAUAUGGUUUCAGAACAAAAGAGCGAGAUCAAAAUCGAAGAUGAUCGAGCAAGAGUACAGCGAGCUUAAAUCGAGCUACGAUAACUUGGCUUUGCAGUUCGAGGCUUUGAGGAAAGAGAAUCAAACCCUACUCAUCCAGGUGCAGAGACUCAGAAAGAUGACCGAAAAAAGUGACGGCGAAGAAAAUGACCACGAGAAUCAAAUCACACCACCAAAAACUUCUGAAAACCCGACAUUUCUACUUGACAUGAACAAUCACGACAUGUGCGUGACAUCAUGCAGUGAUCUGAAUAGAAAAAUAGAUUACCUGGAGGAGGACGCUGCUGAUAUUCUCAACAUGGCAGAGAUCGCCGAAGAUUCCUUAUUAGCAUCUCCAGAAAACGGGUGCAGCUUCGAUUCUUGUGCCUUUCUUGAUAAUACUGCUGCUGGCGGCACCACUUCACAGUGGUGGGAUUUCUAGGCUUCAAAUAUAGAGUUACAAUAGUAUUGAGAACUAGGGAUAUAUAUAUUAUAUAAUUUAUAAAUGCAUAUUUCUUCCGAAUUUGAUUGUCGCUCGAAACCCCUGUAGUAUUUUUACGGUGCGCUAUCUCAUCUACCAUUUAAGUAGU
This is a messenger RNA of Erythranthe guttata (spotted monkey flower), 972 nucleotides long. Its product is annotated as homeobox-leucine zipper protein ATHB-7. NCBI's taxonomy places the organism in Eukaryota, Viridiplantae, Streptophyta, Magnoliopsida, Lamiales, Phrymaceae. Gene Ontology annotation, biological process: positive regulation of DNA-templated transcription. The record is from RefSeq and is a predicted model, not a curated record. Gene Ontology annotation, cellular component: nucleus. Gene Ontology annotation, molecular function: DNA-binding transcription factor activity, RNA polymerase II-specific; sequence-specific DNA binding.